AUGGCACUCAGCAGUGCUUUUAAAAAAUCUUCCCUGCUGCUCCUCGGAUUACUUUCGUGCGCAGGGUUGACCAGAGCCGACAAUCCAAUUGUCCAAAAUAUUUACACAGCGGACCCGGCACCAGUGGUUCACGAUGGUCGCGUUUAUCUCUUUACCGGACAUGAUGAAAAUGGAUCAACGUAUUAUACUAUGAAAGAUUGGCGUCUGUUCUCGUCGGCAGAUAUGGUCAAUUGGUGGCACCAUGGCUCGCCGAUGGGCCUGCCCACCUUUAGCUGGGCUGAUCUCAAUGCAUGGGCUGGACAAGUUAUUGCUCGGAAUGGAAAGUUCUACUACUACGUACCAGUUCGCCACAAACAAACUGGCACCAUGGCCAUCGGGGUUGGCGUCAGUAAUAACAUCACUGGUCCGUACAAAGAUGCGUUAGGACAUCCUCUUGUCGAAAAUAGCGCGAUCGACCCUACAGUCUAUAUCGACGAUAAUGGUCAAGCCUAUCUAUACUGGGGUAACCCUGGUCUAUGGUAUGUGAAAUUGAACCAGGAUAUGAUUUCCUAUAGCGGAAGUGUCACCCAAGUCCAGCUUACAGUCGGAGGAUUCGGCAAGCCAAAUACCGGUUCCAGCGCUGUCAGCUCAUUUGAUGAGGCACCCUGGGUUUAUAAGCGAAACGGCCUUUACUAUAUGAUAUUUGCUGGCAAUUGCUGUUCCGAGAACAUUCGAUACUCGAUUGGUUCUAGUAUCACUGGACCCUGGACGUACAAUGGGGUCAUCAUGCCAACACAGGGUGCCAGCUUUACCAAUCACCCGGGAAUUAUCGAUUUUGGUGGCAGGUCAUAUUUCUUCUAUCACAAUGGGGCCCUUCCGGGUGGGAGCGGUUACACGAGGUCUGUGGCGGUCGAAGAAUUUACCUACAAUUCAGACGGCACCAUACCCCAAAUCACGAUGACUACAGGUGGUCCGAGGCAGAUUGGAACUUUAGAUCCGUAUUCCCGCCAGGAAGCGGAGACAAUUGCUUGGUCCAGCGGCAUAGAUAUCGAAAGUGCCAGUGAUGGCGGUAUUCAUGUCGCCUUUAUCAACAAUGGUGAUUAUAUCAAGGUCAAGGGUGUUGCAUUUGGCAAUGGUGCCUCCGGCUUUACUGCUCAAGUUGCAUCCGCAACGAGCGGUGGAACUAUCGAGCUUCACUUGGAUAGUAAGAGUGGUACAGUUAUUGGAACCUGUGUUGUUCCCUCAACAGGAGGCUGGCAGGUGUGGAAAACUGUGAAUUGCUCGAUCAAAAAUGCGCAAUCCACGCACGACCUGUUCUUUGUUUUUACCGGCAGUGGUUCGGAUUAUUUGUUCAACUUCGAUUGGUGGCAGUUUAGCUAA
Messenger RNA from Penicillium subrubescens, 1359 nucleotides. RefSeq names its product glycoside hydrolase family 43 protein. NCBI's taxonomy places the organism in Eukaryota, Fungi, Ascomycota, Eurotiomycetes, Eurotiales, Aspergillaceae. The transcript has a single exon. The coding region runs from base 1 to 1359 and encodes 452 amino acids. The record is from RefSeq and is a predicted model, not a curated record. Gene Ontology annotation, biological process: carbohydrate metabolic process. Gene Ontology annotation, molecular function: carbohydrate binding; hydrolase activity, hydrolyzing O-glycosyl compounds.